Messenger RNA from Xenopus tropicalis (tropical clawed frog), 13231 nucleotides. RefSeq names its product ankyrin repeat domain 11 (gene ankrd11). Gene Ontology annotation, cellular component: nucleus. Bases 783 to 9068 code for a protein of 2761 amino acids. NCBI's taxonomy places the organism in Eukaryota, Metazoa, Chordata, Amphibia, Anura, Pipidae. The transcript is spliced from 13 exons. The record is from RefSeq and is a predicted model, not a curated record. Gene Ontology annotation, biological process: head morphogenesis; face development; skeletal system morphogenesis.
CGAACCAUAUUGCCGUGCUAUUGUCUGCCAAUCAGAGCUUUCCUCACGUCGCCAUCGCUUUUCUCUCACAGGGAGCGCGCCUCAAGGGAGUCAAAGGGCGCGUGGUAGCGGCUGGAGAUGGAAGUGACCGGGGGCGCGCGCGGGAGCGGCCUGUGAGGCGACGGUACCGAGGACGAUAGCCGAAAUCUCAAGCUGCCUCAACGCUGGGCUCGAUUUUAAGGGAUUACGCUGUUUUUUUUUUUGCACGCAGUUUGCCCUGCGGCUGCUAUUGGUUGCUUUAUCCGGUGCUUGGGCCUUGUUGCCGGUUCCUGUCAAUUACUUGGACUGUACCAGACUUCGCGUGAGUCUUGUUCCCUGUGUCGUAGCACUCAAAGAAAAAAGGGAGUGUUUAAUUAUCCAGUCUCCAGUGGUUCGGGCCUGACUUGUUUCUGUUCUCCUCCCCUUGCUUCCACCGGUUACCGGAGGAGGGGAGGAGGGAGGGAGGUAGGCCGCUGCCACCACUGGCUCCAUGCUCACGUUCGCGGCCUUCCCUCCCUCCUCCACCUCCUCAAUAUCGGCCCCUCCACCGCGGGGCACCGUGGGAAUUUGCUACCAGGGACUGAGGCAUAAGGACUAAGCUACACCUGGAAGUCCGGGAACAGAGAUAUUCGCAUAUUUUCAGAAGAAUAAACCCUAUUGGAUUUUAUAUGCAAGUAGUGCAAGGCAACUUUCCGCUAUGGAGUCGACUGUUGAUGACGAAGCGAUAGGGAAAUAAAUGAAGGUCAAGUAAGGAAGGUAAAACGAUGCCCAAAGGUGGGUGUUCUAAAACCCCACAGCCAGAAGACUUUUCUCUCAGCUACGACAUGGUGGAGAAACAAACUGGGAAAAAGGAUAAAGAUAAAGUUUCCCUAAAUAAGACUCCAAAAUUGGACCGAACUGAUGGAGGGAAAGAGGUAAAAGAAAAAAACACAAAAAGAAAAUUGCCUUUUUCAGUUGGAACAAAUGGAGAUCAGAAAGAUUCCGAUACAGAGAAGCAGGGCCCAGAAAGGAAAAGAAUCAAGAAAGAACCUGCAAAUCGAAAGCCUGGGUUGCUUUUUGGGAUCGGUUUAUCUGGAAUACGAGCUGGUUACCCUCUUUCAGAGAGGCAACAAGUUGCCUUACUUAUGCAGAUGACUGCAGAAGAAUCUGCCAAUAGUCCAGUUGACACGACACCAAAGCAUCCUUCUCAGUCUACAGUUGGUCAGAAGGGUACUCCUAACUCUGCCUCCAAAACCAAAGAUAAAGUGAACAAGAGGAAUGAGAGGGGAGAAACCCGUCUCCAUCGGGCUGCAAUCAGGGGAGACGCUAGACGAAUUAAAGAGUUAAUAAAUGAAGGUGCCGAUGUCAAUGUAAAAGACUUUGCAGGAUGGACUGCAUUGCAUGAGGCUUGUAACCGUGGUUACUAUGAUGUUGCAAAACAACUUCUUGCUGCAGGGGCAGAAGUGAACACCAAGGGUUUGGAUGAUGAUACACCAUUGCAUGAUGCAUCAAACAAUGGCCACUUCAAGGUUGUCAAAUUGCUACUACGUUAUGGAGGAAAUCCACAUCAAAGUAACAGGAAAGGAGAAACCCCUUUAAAAGUUGCAAACUCCCCCACAAUGGUAAACCUUCUUUUAGGAAAGGGUUCCUACACGUCAAGUGAAGAAAGCUCAACAGAAAGUUCUGAAGAGGAGGAUGCACCUUCUUUUGCACCUUCAAGUUCAGUUGAUGGCAAUAAUACAGACUCUGAAUUUGAAAAGGGUUCCAAACACAAAGGCAAGCAGCACCCAGAGCCGCCCAAAACUACCACACCUGUUAAGGAUGAAUAUGAAUUUGAUGAGGAUGAUGAAGAAGAUCGUGUACCUCCAGUUGAUGACAAGCACUUGCUAAAAAAGGACUUCAGAAAAGAGAUAAAACCUAACAGUUUUAUUUCUAUACCUAAAAUGGAAGUAAAAACCUAUUCUAAAAACACAUCUGCACCAAAGAAAACUGCGCGACGCAUUCUGUCAGACACUUCUGAUGAAGAAGGCAAUCCAGUUUCUGUAGGAGCAAGUGAAAAGCUUUGUCUUUCUGCUCACACAGGCCUACCGAGCAAUAAAACCAGGGAGCAAACUAUUGUGAAGCUUAAAGACAAAAGCAAAGUUAAAAAGAAAAGGAAGAAAGACACCAAAAAUAAGGAAGUAAGAUUUGGAAAGAAAAAUGACAUAUUCUGUUCCUCUGAAUCAGAAAGUGAAAAUGUAGACAGUGAUGUAGAAAAUGAUAGACUUUCUUUGGAAAGCUCAAACUGUUUAAAGGAUACCGCUAUAGUGCUAAAAGAAGCUUCUUUAUUUAGUUCAUUGUCAGCAUCUUCUGCUUCUUCUCAAGGUAGUUUAACCUCUCAGAAGCACAACGCUAAUAUCACAGACCAGCAGUCUAAACACUGGAGAACGGACAAUUGGAAAACAAUAUCAUCUCCUACCUGGUCUGAUGUUAGUUCAUUAUCAGACUCUACAAGGACGCGGUUAACAAGUGAAUCUGAUUAUGCAUCUGAGGGUUCUAGUUUGGAAUCUGUCAAACAGAUUAAAAAAAAAUCAGAUCACAAAAAGAAAAACAAUAUGCAGAAUAGUUUAUAUGAAAAGAAUUCAUUCCAUUCGCAUGCAGAAGGAGCAAUUCCUAAAUUAGACAAGGAAGGCAAAGUGGUAAAAAAACACAAAACCAAACACAAACACAAAAAUAAAGAAAAAGGACAGAACCAAACAGCACAUGAUAUUAAAGUUUUAAAAAGUUUUUCAUUUGAAUAUGAGGAUUCUAAAUUAAAGUCUGACAAGACACUGAUUCUGGAUCCUGAUAUACCUGAGAAACUCAAAGUGUUAAAACAUGAUCAUGACCACCUAAGGAAAGAGGAAAAGGGCUCUAAAGUUAAAUCUGAUGAUAAAGAUUGGCCAUUUAGGGAUGAGAACGUCAAGGCUUUGAAAGAGGAAAGAUCUACAAAAAAAAUUAAGGAUGCAACUAAAAGUGACAGAGAACGCUCUAGCAAAACAGAGCGAGAAAAAAAUGUAAAAGAAAAGUCUCCCAAAGAAGAGAAAACAAAAACACACAAAGAUGAUAAAAAACGGAAAAAUAAGGAAAAAACAUCAAAAGCAGAAAGAAAAGGUGACCUAAAAGAGGAAAAAAAUUCAAAAAAUGAGAAAGAUAAAGGCUUUAAAGAAGAGAAAGAAAAGAGUAAAAAGGAAAAAUCCCAAAAAGAUGAACAUUCAUAUGAAGAACUGAGCAAAAGUCAAUUUUUAGAAAAUGAGCAGACAAAAUUUAGUAUUUCUGAUGAUCACAAUUUUUGGAACUCUGCAACAUCCUCAGAUUCCUCAGAAGAUAGUUGGGAUUCUGUGGCGUCUUACAGGGAAAGUACCUCCAUUACCAAGCUAAUGGUUGAAUCAGUCAAGGAAGAAAUUAAAGAAAAGGAUUACAAAAGCAAGGAGAAGAAGGAUUGUAUUGAAAAACAAACUGAUAAAGAUCUCAUCAAAAGAAAAGAGAGGGAUCCUUCUGAAAAAAAUUCUGAAAAGAAAAAGGAGCAGGUUGACAGGCACAAAAGUACUUCAACAUACAUGUCAGAAAAAGAGAAAAAACGCAAAGAUAUUUUUGACUGUGUUAAAAACCGAAAGGAUAAAGAGAGUAUUGAAUCUACAAGAAGGGAAUCUGCUGGAAACAAAGAUCGCAAAGACUGUAAAGUAAAGCAAGAGGAACACUACAAAGAAGAUCUAAAAGACCAUGGGAGUGAGCCAUUCAUUAUAGAUAAACCUGAACAAGAGGUAGUUCCAAGAAACUCUGAGCUGAGGGAAAGGCAUCAUUCUGGCAAGGAAAAGAAAGAGCCUUCUGAGAAGGAAAAAAAAGAAAAGCCAAAGCCUGAAAAACACAGAGAAAAAUCAAAGGACUCGGAAAGAGAGAAAGGUGAAAAGGCUACUUUUGAAAGAAGUCAGAAGGAGAAAGAGACAGAUAAAGUGUUCAAGGAGAAAAAAGAACCAAAGGAAAAAUAUAAAGAAUUGCAUAAAGAUCGAAAAAGCUCUUCUGAACAGAAAAUUGAUAAAAAAGAGAGAAAUACAUCCUUUGAUCGUGAGAAAAGGAAAAAUUGGUAUAACAUAGCUGAUAUAUUCACAGAUGAGAGUGAAGAUGAGUCAGAGCAAUAUAUUCCUGCCUUUAAAAUUACUGAAGGAUUUGGUAAUGAACUGCACAGAAUGGAUGGUUACCAUGAGCGGGAGAUUUCGUAUCCAGAAAAGGAGUCUUUACAGUCUGAAAAACACAGGAAAUAUUCUAAUGAAAAGCAACAUUCAGGAGAAAAACAGAGAGAGCGUGACUUAAAAGACAGGAAAAAAGAGAGAGUACAAAAUGAUGUAGGGAGAGAGAAAAAAGACAAGAACAAUGCAGAUAAACACAAAGACAAGAAGGAAAAAGAUUCUGUGGAAAAGUCCCGCAAGGACAAGGCUUUGUUAGACUCAAAUCAAGACAAGAAAUGUAAGCAAAAAGGACAGAAUGAGAAAGAAAAACACCUCAAUGAAGAUAAAGCAAAAAACAAACAUAAGGAUAAGUUCGAAAAGGAUCAUUUUAAGGACAGAAAAUUUUCAAAAGGUGAAGCAGAAAAAAGCCUUUUGGAAAAACUAGAAGAGGAGGCACUUAACGACUAUAAGGAUGAUUCAAAUGAUAAAAUUAGUGAAAUAUCUUCUGACAGUUUCACAGAUAGAGUUCCAGACCCAGCCCUUACAAAUAUUUUUGAAACUUCCAUACACACUAGUAUAGAAGCAUUAGAAGAUAAAUUUAAGGAUUCUGUACCUUUGCAGUGUUUAGCCGAGAAGCUCAAAGAUAAAGAGAGAAACAGACAUUCCUCCUCCUCAUCCUCAAAAAAGAGCCAUGACAAGGACAAAAUACGAAAGGAGAAAUCUGAUAAAAAAUCUGAAAAAUUAGAUGAUAUAAAGGAUCCCUAUAUGAGGAAAGACUUCCUGCAGUAUGAUAAGGAAACACCUCUACCAGAUGGUGAUGCACACAUUUUGUUUCCUGUCAGAAAUGAGACUGAAGAAGAAGCUGAUAGAAGUGUAGACUAUGUGUUCCCUUCUGAGAAAGACAAGCAUGAUCUGGAGCGAGAAUCUUCUAAAAAGUCAGAGCGUGAAAAGGGUUAUAGUACCACCUCUUCUGUUGUCAAAGAAAAGAAAAAGAAAGAGCGGCACCGUGAAAAAGGCAAAGAUGAAAAACACAGAGACAAACAUUUGGAAGCAUUUUUUAGGCAUCAUAGAGAAGAGCAAAAAAAUGUAAUAAGAGAAAAGGAGUUGCCACAAGUUAUUUUAAAAGACAAAUCAAAGGAUGAGGUGGUAAAAUGUGGAGAGAUGAAGCUAAAAGAGAAAACAAAAGAAAAUGAGAAGGAGAAAUCUGACACUGUCCGAAUAAGUAAUGGAAAUGAGAGAGUAAGCCAAGUCAAGGAAUCCAGCAAAAAAGACAAUAAACCUAGAGAAAAACUUCUGGGUGAUGGAGACUUGAUGAUGACUAGCUUUGAAAGAAUGCUUAGCCAAAAGGACCUAGAAAUAGAGGAGAGGCAUAAACGUCACAAAGAAAGAAUGAAGCAAAUUGAAAAAAUGAGGCACAGGUCAGGAGAUCCUAAAUUAAAAGACAAAUCAAAGUCUGAAGAUUUACGUAAACGAAGUUUAGACUCAUCCUCAAAAAAGCCACUAAUUACAGAUUCUAUACAAAAGGAGAAAAAGGCAAAAGAGUUGAAUUUGACAGUGUCUGAAAAUAAAGUACAGCCUGUAGUAUGUAAUGAUUCUAAAGACUGGCUAAAUGGUCCACAAACAAAAGAAAUUCUUACUGCUUCUCCAAGGCCUGAUCAAAGCCGUCCAACAGGGGUCCCUACGCCAACAUCUGUGAUUUCUUGUCCAAGCUAUGAGGAAGUGAUGCAGACUCCAAGAACACCUUCAUGCAGCACUGAGGACUACCAAGACCUGUUUGAGUGUUCAGAUACACAACAUUCUUUACCAGUGUCCGCUAUGUCUAUGAAUGCUUGUUCACCAACAUUUUUUGACAGAUUUUCCAAUACAUCUGGUGGGAUUGGGGAGAAUCCUAGCCAAACACCAACUAGGUCAAUUUCUUCUGCCAACCGUAGCCGAUCUAUAUCUGUUGACAUUAAAAGAGCGCCUGAAGAUGAAUUCCACUUAUCUGAAAAGUUUUUCAGACAACAAAGUGUUCCAGUUUCUUCAAGUUUCAAUUCACCCGUUCAGAUGUCAAUGGAUGACAAGGUUCCUUUACCUGUACUCUCUGCUGAAAAAUUUCCUUGUCUUUCUCCAGGUUAUUACUCUCCUGAGUACAGGGCUCAAUCUCCUGGUGUUAAUAAAUCUAUAUCAGUAGAUUGUGGAAACAUUGCCGUUUCACCUGAACCUGUUUAUUCCUGUGUACCAGGAAAGUUGUCGCCAUCAGAAAGAGAUGAUUUAUUAGAGCCUUCCACAGAAAGUGCCAUUCCUCCAGCUGAGUUAGCCCUUCCCGCUGAUUCUGCAGAAGCUCAAAAAGCAACUGAGUCCAUUCUUCCUCAAGAGGAGAGUUUUUCACCACCUGAAUCAAAUUUUAUGCCACAGGAAUCCUUUCUACCACCUGAAACCAACUUUAUGCCAAAUGAAAAUAGCUUUCCUGCAGAAUCUGACUUUAUGCCCCAAGAAACAACUUAUUUACCCCAAGAGACAAGUUUUUUACCUCAGCAGUCAAGCUUUAUCCCAGAGGAGUCAGGCUUUUUGCCACCAGAACCUGCCUACUUAGCCCCAGAGCAAAGCUUUGCAGUUCAAUCUGAGCCUGAUUUUGCCCCCACGGAAACUGCAUAUUUGCCUGAUGAUGCUGUUUUCCACGCACAGCCGACUGAAAGCACUUUCCUAACACCAGAACCAGCUUUUAUGCCACCCCCAUCUGAAUCAAAUUUUCUUCCAUCAGUUGAGGAAAAUGUGUUUUGUUCCAGCAUCUCGGAUCAGAAUCUAGGAUGGUCUAGUUCUCCAGUACAGAAUUCUGAAACUACAAUGCCAACAAGUCUCCUUGGAAACACUUUAGAACAUCCUAUUAGCUGGGCAGUUGGGCCUGAUGUAUUAAAGUCUCCAGAAAGGUUUGCUGAGUCACCUAAACAUUUUUCUUCAUCAGACAAAGGCAUUGUUGCCACAGUUCCUUUUAUUCCUUCAGAGUCCCCCUACCCAGCUUCUCCAAUACCCUAUCCAAUGUCAGAACAAGCCCCAGAAGAGAAUAAAAAUGAAGUAGAUAGUAUACCCCAGCCUGAUGAUCAGGCUCCUUAUAUGUCUCCUACACCACUUGCAUCAUUUUUUAACAACUGUAGACAAGAGGAACCUCAAUCACUGUCAGAAGAGUCUCUAUGUUUAACGAAUGAGGUUCAGGCAGAGGCAUCGGAUAACGAGAACAAUAACUACACAGAGUCCAGUGAUGUUCGCCCUCCUGUUGCUGAAGAGCCAGAAUCAUGGUCUGAUCCAUUUUCAACUGCAGAUGAUGAUUUAGAUCUUGGCCCAUUUUCUUUACCAGACCUUCCAUCCCCAGUUAAAGAAGAUGCAGAUGAAAUAAGUAGUAGGCAGCAGAUAGUUGCCAGAAGUCCUUCUAUUAUCCAUAAUGAGUGCGACACAAGUGAGACAAACCCUGUUGAUAUUAAUUUCCAGAGCACUGUAACUCCAAAUGAAACCAAUGAUGUAGUUGAUGUGGAAAAUAAAUUACAAAUCUGUGAGCAGAAGUGUGACCAUACAGAAGAUACAUCUUUAGAACCUACCAAAGUUGCAACAGACAAUUGUAAGACUGACUGUGAGUCUGUAACGUUUCCACAGUCAUUUGCACAGCCAUCUUCACCAGAGCAAACUGAGAAAGAACAACUGAUAAAUCUUCCUCUGAAUGACAAUUUGCAGGAAUGUGUGAGUGCACCUGAAGACUCUCUAACAACUUUGGAGCAAGAAUGUAAACCUGCUGAAAGUGUUGUUCAUGAUUCUCCUCCAAAUACUGAAACUCCGUUAAUAAACAUCACAACAGAAGCCCCAGAGCCAACUGCAAAAAUUACAGUUGAUGUUCCCAAAGCACCCAAAAUUGAAGAAAUACCUCAACGUAUGACCCGUAACAGAGCUCAGAUGCUUGCUAAUCAGAAUAAACAAAAUGCAUCUACUAUAGAGAAGGAGAUGCCUGCAGUUACAGUGCCAUCCACACGGGGAAAGAGUAGAGCCACAGAGGAAGAAGAAUCGCAAACCCAGCACCCACGCAAGCGAAAGCUCCAAAAACCUAACCAACUACAACAACAGAUUAUAAGUAACACCAGCCAACAGACUAGAGAGAUGAUUCAACAGACAUUGGCUGCCAUUGUUGAUGCUAUAAAGCUGGAUGACAUUGAGCCAUAUCACAGUGACAGGUCAAACCCUUACUUUGAGUAUUUGCAGAUAAGAAAGAAGAUUGAGGAAAAGCGGAAAAUCUUGUGCUAUAUCACACCACAGGCUCCUCAGUGUUAUGCAGAAUAUGUAACCUAUACUGGAUCAUAUUUGUUAGAUGGCAAACCUCUCAGCAAACUUCACAUUCCAGUGAUUGCACCUCCACCAUCUUUGUGUGAGCCUCUCAAGGAGCUGUUUAGGCAACAGGAAGCUGUGAGAGGGAAGCUUCGCUUACAACACAGCAUUGAGCGGGAAAAGCUCAUAGUGUCCUGUGAGCAAGAGAACCUUCGAGUUCACUGCAGAGCUGCCAGGACGAUUGCCAACCAGGCUGUGCCUUUCAGUGCCUGCACGAUGUUGCUGGACUCAGAAGUGUAUAACAUGCCUUUGGAAAAUCAGGGAGAUGAAAAUAAGUCAGUCCGAGAUCGCUUCAAUGCUCGUCAGUUCCUUUCCUGGCUGCAAGAUGUUGAUGACAAGUAUGACAGGAUGAAGACUUGUGUAUUAAUGCGACAGCAGCACGAAGCUGCAGCCUUGAACGCAGUGCAAAGGAUGGAGUGGCAAUUAAAGGUGCAAGAGCUGGAUCCAACUGGUCAUAAAUCUCUGUGUGUUAAUGAGGUUCCCUCUUUCUAUGUGCCAAUGGUGGACGUUAUUGAUGACUUUGUGCUCUUGCCGGCAUGACAAGGCGGAUGACCAGUCUUUAUUUGUUUUGUGUAUUUUUUUUUUUUAGCCUAUAAAUGGUAAGGGCCGGCCCCUUUGGCUGAGGAGAGCUCAGAUUUCUCUUGCAUCUUAUUGCUUGCUUAUGAAUCCGCUGCUUAAGAGGAGGAAGCAUCUUGGGUCACAAGAAUGGAAACAAUAUAGAAUUGCACUUUUUUCACAGCUUAAUCCCAGCACCCCCUCUAAAAGCAGGCAUGGUCUUGCCACCAUAGGAAGGAAGCACGUAGGUCACGAAUACUGAUAGAAGGAAGAGAGCAAGGGAUCAAGGACAUUCCAUGUGUGCAUUUAUCUGUACAUGUGUCUGCAUCUACAGAAUAGCCACCAGUGCUCAGAAUACUGGCGAUGGACAUGCAGAGAACUUAGUUUCAUUUGUGGGAAGGAGAUGCAGCUUCCGUUUCUUUUUUUUAUUGUGACUUUAAUUUUGAUUAUUUUCAGCUGCAGAUCGAGGGAUCUGAGAAUUACUACGGACCUACCCCCCGUUGGCAUUUUGUUUUCUCAUUAUAAACAUUUUUACACAGGAUGAAAUGCUGACGAUCUCAGGUCAGCCUAAACAUCUAUAGACCUCACGUAUUUAAAAUCAGUGGUGGUUUGUUUAAAAUCCAUCUUAUGUUUCUCCUUUACAUGUCCUAUAUAUAAAUAUAUAUAUAUAUAGGUCACUGCUGUCUCUCCCCUAUGCUGCAGAGCAAGGAAGUGGAAUGUGCAGCUCCGUUUAUAAUAACCUGGUUAGUUUUGUCACUUGGUUAUUUUUAUGUUCCCCUUUUAAUCUUGGGCAUUUUGUUUCUCAAUUUAGAGAACAUAACUUGAAACACUACAGAGCCAAUACUCCUAUAUGUAAAAAAUAUAUAUAGAAAAAGGAAAAAAUCUGGUAAAUGAUGUACAGUUUUUAUACACAUUAUCCAAUGUACUUUUGCUGCCUUCUAGAUAAAUUAUUUUGCAAACACAUUACUGCACAGUUGUAAAUAACUUAUGUACUGUAACAUCACUUUCAGUUUUGUGUAAAGAAAUAAAUAAAUUUAAAAAUGUUGUAAUAUAUAUAGUUCACCCUAGGCAGCACUUUCCCACUCGCUGAGAAAUUUUGAGAGCCAAGCAUUAGUUGGGCCAUAGAGCGUGUGGUUAUGUUCAGGUUUUUAUAGGCAUUUCUUCCAUUAGGUUUGUUGUGUUGCAGUGUCCCUGCCAAAGAAUUCUUACCCCUGGGACAAACACAGACUUGGGCAGAAAGGGGGCAGUUUUUGGGCACAAGUUCCACAGUUUUGUUGGAUCUGUGGGGGUGAGUUCCAGUUCCUAGUUCCCAUAACUGCUGAACUUUGCUUCAGUGCAAAAGGUUUCUCAUCAUAGAGCUGGAAAAGAGACACUUUGGAGAGCUCGGCAGCUUUGUACCGCGUGUAUGUGCUACAUAGUUCAACAUGAGCAUUAUUUUUAAAAAUAUAUAUUUGUUUGAGCCUGGUAUUUAGCUGCAACAUAUAAGUAAUUCAGAUAUCUAACCUUAAGCAAAGUCAUUUAAAUUUUGGGGAAUAAAGUUUAGUCAACAGAACUGCAGUUUAAAGUGCUGUGCCUAACUGUCAAUCUUCUAAGCCUAUACAACAGAAUCUAUUGGUUACUAUCUUUUUUUCUUUCUUUCUUGGUCUCUCAAGCCGAGUAACUGCCUCAUACAUUAGGCUUACACCAAACAAUUCAGCAGCAUUAAAUGGGUUUUGUAUUGCUACAAACACACAGGUCUUAAGCAGCCAUGCAAACAAAAAGUCUAUCCAGCAGAAAACUGGCAUAAUGCUUAUUGCACAUGGGCCAUUUUGUCUGCUGGUGUAUAUACUCCCUGCCGUCCCCUGUAUGUUUAUGUACAGGAUCAGCCUGUCAGAGUGUGUGCAUACGUUAGCGUUUCCAUGCCAAAAUGUGCUGUGUAUGUGCUGACAAGCAGAUCCCAUGCCUCAGUGUACAGGAGGUGAAAGGCAGAGGAACAGAUUUUAUAUAUGACAAUGGAGAGAACAGCUCAUGUGGCGUUCGCCUAAGAGUGUGACUUGUUAUUGGUUUAAACAAAAUGCCAGGUUACUGUUUGGAUGGCUGCUUAAGUCCUAUUCCAUUCUUGCAAGCCACAUUGGAAAUAUCCAUUUCCUGUAGUGCUUUUUUAAGUUUAAUACUAAAUGUAAUUAUAUAAUAAACAGCACUUUAGUCCAGUUAGUCCUGGCAUCCCCUAUUCAUUACAUUCCAGAACUGUAGUACCCAGACUUAACCUGAUGCCUACUGGUUGAGUAACUAUUGCAUACAUGAAGGCAGCAGGUAUGUAAGUGCUAAAGCAGACAGACUUCAGGGAUGUUACGUGGUUACAUUCUGAGAUGAGUUAGGGAAGGGCUAGAUGCUCAGCUGCAGAAGGAUCACCUAGUCAGAUUUUGCACUAGGUUACGGUUCUGCGUCAGAUUUGGUUGGAUUUUCAGUUAUGUGUGAACCCACAGAUAGGAAUGAAUGACCUGCAAAUCAUUCCAAAAUGUUCCAGUCAGUGGGUUUAAACAGAAAAUUAGACUGAAAAUGAGAAUAUUACCCAGGGAUUGGUUUGUUUUCAUCGUGCAGAAAGAGUCACCGCUUACAGCAUGCUAAUCAUUUUGUGUAACUUGCAGUUGGCCCUUACUCCAUUGUUAGCUGGCAUCCUGAUAGAUAUAUCCUCACUUAGGGUACUAUGAGUACUGCUGCACUCGCUCUGUUUCACUUGUGUGCAAAUGGUCCCUCUGGCAUCCACAGGAAGAACCCUAGCUCUGACCAUUACGGAUAGGAAUACUGUGCCUAAGCCCAAUACAAAUAAAACACCUAUCUUUUAUGAUGCCUGGGAAGAAAUGAUACAAGUGUAUUGCUCCGUCGUAGGUUUCAUUUCAUUCAGAUUGUAGGGUGUCUAAAAAAGUGUUUCCAGGUAAAAUGGGAUUCUGCUUCUCAAUUAGGAUUGUUUUAACCAAGCAAAAUGUUUUGAAUAACAAUACAGCUUUUAGAUUCUACUUGGUAAAGGCUCCCAAGUUUGUAACCUGCUGUUUUGGUCUGCAAAUCUGCGCCAUUUCCUGCCAGUGAUGAACCUUACAUUCCCAGCAGCGCCAUUACCUUCUCCUCUUCUACCUCUUUGAGUGAAUGCUUUGUGGGGUUGUUUUUUUUUUUUUUUUUUACCAACUAACAACUGAGCUCCCACAUUGAUCAGACUCUUCCAUUCCAUCCUUCUCACAUAUUCACAUCUGUAGCAGCUUCCAAACUAGUGAGGGCCUGUGUUUGUGUUGCAGGGUGGGUGCCCUCUUGUGCUUGCUUAUAGCAGUGCAUCAGUCAGUUUCCACAAGCCUUAGGCCUACAGAAUUUCCAUAAACAUUUCUGUACAUUUUUCUGUUUUUUUUUUGCUGUCCACUCUUGAAAAAGUUUUUUUCUUUGUGUAUUUUUUUUUUUUCUUCAAGUUUUAUUGUUCUUCAAGGUUUUGUGAUGUUUUGGCAGCUGUGCUUUUUAUUCGCCUAAACACGUGGCAUCAAAACACCCCAUAGUAUCUGUGCUGGCACUAGUCCGGUGAAUCUCCAUUGAAAACCCAACAGUGUAGCGUAUAGGCAAGAAUCGCUGCACAAGUGCUAGCACAGGCACUCUCAGGUCACCCUCAUUGUAUUUAAUGGUGAGUUAAAAAACAUGGUACAUUAUCUGUAUAAAAUGGCAUCAUGAAAAAUCCUGAAUACUUUCCACCCCAAAUUUUUUUUUGUUUUUUUUUAAAUACUGCUUGAGAGUUCUGCUAGCCAUUAGAUUCAUGCGUGGUUAGCGGAAACUGGACUUUCUUUUCUCUACACUUGUGGUAUGUGGAUUCAUGUCUUGACCGAUUGUACAUUUUCCUCCUGUAAUGAUUUUAUGAGACUAUGUAAAUAUAUGUAAAUACUGAUCUAGCAGGUUGAUCCACACCCUAUUUGUAAUGGUUCACUUCGGUAGUGUGUGGAGUAAUACAGCAGCCAGAUUGCGUUGUUGGUUAAUGUAACAGUGUACAUUUUUUUCCCCAAUUUUUCCACAUUUGUGUAAAUAUUGUUUGGCAGCACUGGUGCUGCCUCUGCACAGCUCUGCCCUUUGCAGCUCAGUCAUUCAGCUGUAUACAACCUCCUGCAGGAUAAAUCACAAUAAAAGUGAAUUUAAACAAA